AUGGCUGAACUGAUGACAGAGGCAUGGGUGGUGCACCUUGUGGCUCUCACCGAGAUUCAGUCCCUGGAUCCACACCCCAAGAAGUCUCCAGCUCUCAGGCCCACGUCCCCUGAGUCGCCUCCAGUUCCUCAGUCUGCUCCGGCUUUGCAGCGUCCGACGCCAAAGUUACUGUCAGCUCCGGUUCUGCAGCCUCCCAUGCCUGCUCCCCGGUCCUGCGCGGCGCAAUGUCUGAUGUCGGCUCCUAGGUCCACGCAGCCGGUGGCUCCUCCCUGUCCAUUGGUUUCAGGCCCCAAGGGGUUCUCUACAAGAGACGCUCCUUGUCUGUGGCCCGUGGUUCACCCUGCUGAGAAGAUUGCUCCUCUUCGACCUCUGGCACCUGGGCUUGCUAUGAGGUGGACAUUACCGAGCUCCCAAGAGCUCCCUUCCGUUCGACCUCCUGGUUGCCUGCCAGAGACUCUGCUCAUGUCUGUGCGACCUCCCGGUCGCCAGCCAGAAUUAUUAACUUGUGCCUGUGCUCUAGAGAUUCAGUCAGCGCGUCCCCUUGUGCUCCAGCAGCUCCACUCUGCACGCCUGCCAGAGGCCCAGUUCCAGCCCGUGCAGCCCUCUGGCCGUCCGUCAGAGAAUCCGCCUGCUCGGCCGCCGGAGAUCCAGCCUGCUCGUUGUCCAGGUCUGCCUCCAGAGCUCUGGUCCAGGUCAGCUCAUCCUCCGGGUCCUCCUCCCAUGACCCGGCCCAAAUCUGCUUGGUGUCCCAGCCGUCCGUCUGUAGUCUGUCUGCUGUCGUCGCAGCCUCACGGCCGGCCUCCUGCAUCCUGA
This is a messenger RNA of Melanotaenia boesemani (Boeseman's rainbowfish), 813 nucleotides long. RefSeq names its product proline-rich extensin-like protein EPR1. The coding region runs from base 1 to 813 and encodes 270 amino acids. NCBI's taxonomy places the organism in Eukaryota, Metazoa, Chordata, Actinopteri, Atheriniformes, Melanotaeniidae. The record is from RefSeq and is a predicted model, not a curated record. The transcript has a single exon.